CUUGGAAAAUGGAAUCAUCUUCGCGCAUAAGCUUGAUUGAUUUGCUUAAGUCACUUGAUGAAUUAGUAUCAACUUAUCCUUCUUAUUCGCAACCAUUAAAAAUGAAAGAUCCUUCAGAACUUUCUAAUAAAGAUUCAACCAUCUCUUCUUUUGAAACCGUUGAAAAAGGG
Molecule: messenger RNA, 170 nt
Organism: Racocetra persica
Lineage: Eukaryota; Fungi; Glomeromycota; Glomeromycetes; Diversisporales; Gigasporaceae
Source: the annotation of a GenBank genome assembly